UACAAGGUUUUAUUGUUUCCUACUCCAAUCUUUCUCCAUAUUCUCUUUCCUGUAUUCUUUUCUAUUCCCCCAAUCAAAAGUCAAAACCCUCGAUUUCAAAGCCUACCCAAUUCCCCUUCCUUCGAUUAUUAAGCCAAUCCCAUUUUUUUCUGAACCCAAACUCCGUCCUCUUUUUCCCAAGCGAGAAUGCAAGAUCCAAGGAUGCCACCAUCAGAGGAAGAUUUGAAUCCUAAGAUGCGGAAAAAGAAAAGCUCCGCUAACAAAGGACCCCUGUUUCUGUCAGAAAGAAAUACUAUUAAAGGGGAUCAGCAGGUACAGGGAUCCCUUCCAUUAAAAACAGGGAAAAAGACAUCAAAGAGGAACUCGAAGAGUGAAAUGUUUCCAAUAUUUCAGCAACCUGAGAGAUCUAACUCGGAUUCAUUACCAGACUCUUCUACAUCUGGAAACGAGUACCGCGUGCUGAGGCGCAAGUAUUUGCUACUGGAGGAAGAAAGCUUCACAUUGGGUAAAGAGGUUAAAGAAGUUGAAGAUGAGGUCAAGGCUCUUGAAGAUGAAAAGUUUGCCCUACUGGAUCAGCUUGUUGUAUUAGAAGGUCUAAUAGAUCCUUCAGAAAUGCAAUCUCACGGAGCAUAGGUACUAUUGCUUCAUGCUAGUCUCUAUAUUUCGUGUGCUUGUCUAUCGAUAUGGAAGGUAAAUGCUGGAGUAAUCAACCGCAGAGGAAAGUUAAAGUCCUCUUUUUUAAGUGAUUUUAGAAGUUCAUUCGGGGGAAAAGUGGUGCAAGAAUACAUGGAACUACUAAGAUGUUGGCUUGGCCUAGACAUGAGCUGUUAAACAGAAUUCUGGGUCAUGUUGUGCCGGUGUAACCGGGAAGGUUUACGUAGAUUAAACUCCAAUAUUCAUCAGUAU
Molecule: messenger RNA, 906 nt
Organism: Hibiscus syriacus
Lineage: Eukaryota; Viridiplantae; Streptophyta; Magnoliopsida; Malvales; Malvaceae
Exons: 2
Coding region: 187-633 (148 amino acids)
Source: RefSeq, a predicted model, not a curated record